Molecule: messenger RNA, 1049 nt
Organism: Eurypyga helias (sunbittern)
Lineage: Eukaryota; Metazoa; Chordata; Aves; Eurypygiformes; Eurypygidae
Product: PH and SEC7 domain-containing protein 1-like
Exons: 6
Molecular function (GO): phospholipid binding; protein binding
Source: RefSeq, a predicted model, not a curated record
CGAGGGAAGCGCGGCUGGAAGCCCUUCCACGCCAUCCUGAAGGGGAUGAUUCUCUACCUGCAGAAGGAGGAGUAUAAGCCAGGGAAGGCGCUGGCGGAAGAGGAGCUGAAGAACGCCAUUAGCAUCCACCAUUCCCUUGCCACGCGGGCGUCUGACUACAGCAAGCGACCCAAUGUCUUCUACCUCAGGACAGCUGACUGGAGGGUCUUCCUCUUCCAAGCACAGAACCCCGAACAGAUGCACUCGUGGAUCACGCGCAUCAACGUGGUGGCAGCCAUGUUCUCCGCACCCCCCUUCCCUGCAGCCAUCGGCUCCCAGAAGAAGUUCAGCCGCCCGCUGCUGCCCAGCUCCUGCACCAGGCUGUCCCAGGAGGAGCAGGUGAAGAGCCAUGAGACCAAGUUCAAGACUAUGUCAGCGGAGCUGCUGGAGCAUCGCUCCUCGCUGCCUGAGAAGAAGGUGAAGGGCAAGGAGUACGAAGAGCUGAAGCAGAAGGAAGAGUACCUGGAGUUUGAGAAAUCCCGCUAUGGCACCUACGCCAUGCUGCUGCGGGCCAAACUGAAGGCUGGCUCCGAGGACCUGGCAGCGUUCGAGUCCACCCUCUUUGACGCAGUGGGCGGGGAGGACGAUGGCCUGAAAAAAUCCCGCUCCAGCCCUUCGCUCAACGCGGAGCCAUCCGGCACGGCCCCCAAGGGGAAGCGCAACGUCUCGGAGCGCGCUGGCCGCCAGCCCCCUGGCCACCCCCAGAAGUCGUAAGUGAGGGGCACCAGCCACCUGUGCUGCAGCUCCGUUGCUGCCCCCCCGGUGCUGGGGUGGAGGCCAUGUGCCCACCAAGACCCUGCAUGAGUCCGUCCAUCUGCAGCACGAGCUGAGGGGGUGACAGCCCUUCCCCGGCUGCCAGCACCAGCCAUCCAUGCAGGGCCAUGGCCCCUCCGCCGGAGGCAGUGGCAGAGCAGGGCAAUCCCCGGUCCUUGCUCGUGGGAGCUGCCCGCACCGUCAGCCCUAUCAGACUCAUUCCUGCCCCUCCUUGUCCUGCGCUUGGCUGCAGGACC